ACUAUCAUCAGUCUCGUCAGUCGCAAUCGAGCAUCCGCGCAGGCCACACAAGGCAUGUGAACACAAGUUUGAUGAACUUUAUAUUAUAUUAAUAGUAAUAGACAUCAUGGGAAUCUUAAACGCUGAUGAAGAAGCUAGUGAAGUGAAUACGGAAUUAGUUUUUUAUGUUAAUGGUAAAAAGGUGAUAGAAACAAAACCGGAUCCAGAAUGGACACUAUUGUGGUAUUUACGGAAAAAGUUACGCCUUACUGGGACCAAAUUGGGGUGUGCGGAAGGAGGGUGUGGGGCCUGCACCGUUAUGAUCUCCAAGUAUAAUCGUAAAGAGAAAAAAAUAGUUCACCUUGCGGUCAAUGCUUGUCUAGCUCCAGUAUGCGCAAUGCACGGAUUAGCUGUCACUACCAUAGAAGGCAUAGGUUCCACUAAAACAAAGCUCCAUCCGGUUCAGGAACGACUUGCCAAAGCCCACGGUUCUCAAUGUGGAUUCUGCACUCCAGGCAUAGUUAUGUCCAUGUAUACUUUGCUGAGAAGUUGUAAAAAAGUUAACUUCUCAGAUAUGGAAGUAGCCUUCCAAGGAAAUUUAUGUAGAUGUACAGGUUACAGGGCUAUUAUCGAAGGUUACAAAACCUUUAUCGAAGAUUGGGAAACGAAUCGAAUUGUAAACGAUAAGUCAAAUGGUUCUAGUGGAGGCGCGUGCGGUAUGGGAAAAGAUUGUUGCAAAAACAGUACUGAUAAUAGCGAAACAGAAUUUAUUUUUGAUAAAUCUUCAUUUUUACCUUACGACUCAAGUCAAGAACCUAUAUUCCCCCCUGAAUUAAAGCUUUCGCCCAUUUACGAUGACCAAUAUCUCAUAUAUCAAGGUGCAAAAACAGCAUGGUAUAGACCGACAACACUCGAGUCGAUGUUAAAGCUAAAGAACCAAUAUCCAGAGGCAAAAAUAGUUGUAGGAAACACAGAAGUAGGAGUGGAAGUAAAAUUUAAACAUUGCGUGUAUCCAGUAAUCAUAAUGCCAAAUUUAGUUCCAGAAAUGAAUUCAGUGUUAGAAACGGAUACAGGAUUAGUAGUAGGAGCUGCUGUCACACUUAUGGAAAUAGAAAAUGUUUUCAGAAAAAAUAUAGAACUAUUACCCAAAUAUAAAACGAGGACACUAACAACAAUAAUAGACAUGUUAAAUUGGUUUGCUGGUAAGCAAAUAAGAAAUGUUGCUGCUAUCGGUGGGAAUAUAAUGACUGGCAGUCCUAUAUCAGAUUUAAAUCCAAUAUUAAUGGCUUUAAAAGUAAAGCUCAACCUCCUAAGUGACAAGGAAGGUCAUCGUACUGUUUUAAUGGAUGAAACCUUUUUCACCGGCUAUAGAAAAAAUGUUGUAAGACCGGAUGAAAUUUUACUUUCUAUAGAAAUUCCUUAUUCGAGUAGAUACCAGUACGUGAAGGCAUUAAAACAGGCUAAGAGACGUGAGGACGACAUAUCAAUUGUUACAGCUGCGGUUAACGUUGAAUUUGAAAACGAUACCAAUGUAAUAAACCAAAUCACUAUUGCUUUUGGCGGGAUGGCACCGGUAACGAAGAUAGCUACAAAAACCAGUCAAUCACUCAAAGGAUUAAAAUGGAAUGAAGUAAUGUUGGAUAAAGCUUACACAUAUAUGUUGGAUGAAAUGCCAUUAAAUCCGUCGGUACCUGGCGGGAACGUACUAUUUAGACAAGCAUUAACUAUGAGUUUAUUUCUGAAAGCUUAUUUAGCCAUAGCGAAAGAAAUGUCACAAGAUUACAUUCAUGAAGAUCUUAUUAAACCAUAUCACAGCAGUGGUGCAGAACAGUUCCACGGCAGUGUACCUAAAAGUUCUCAGUACUUUGAACUAGUUGGUGAUAAGCAAAUAAAAAGUGAUGCCGUCGGAAGGCCUGUUCCACACAUGUCGGCGAUAAAACAAGUAACUGGGGAAGCAAUUUACUGUGAUGAUAUACCAACUGCUGAGGGUGAACUAUAUUUAGCAUUUGUUCUAAGUACUAAGGCACAUGCAAAACUAGUAUCUGUAAAUGCAGAAGAAGCAUUAAAACAACCGGGUGUAGUGGCUUUUUUUUCGGCCAAAGACUUGACAGAAGAACAAAAUGCUAUAGGGCCUAUAUUUCACGACGAAGAAUUAUUUGCAAGUACAAAAGUUGUAAGUCAGGGACAAACAAUUGGGGUUAUAAUAGCUCAAGAUCAGCAAACAGCUCAAAGCGCUGCUAGGAAUGUUAAAGUAGAAUAUGUUGAAUUAGAACCAACAAUAAUAACAAUAGAAGACGCUAUUAAAAAUGAAUCAUUUUACAAACAAUUUCCUAAAUCAAUAAAAAGAGGGAAUGUAGAACGCAUGUUUAACGAUUUAAAUAACAUAAUAAUAGAAGGAGAAUGUCGAAUGGGUGGGCAGGAGCACUUUUAUUUAGAAACGCACGCAGCGUUUGCCAUUCCGAAGAAGGAAGACGAUGAGUUAGAGAUAUUCUGUUCUAGCCAACACCCAUCGGAAAUUGUGAAACUAACUAGCCACAUACUUCAUGUACCGAUGAAUAGAAUAGUAGCUCGCGUCAAGCGUUUGGGGGGAGGAUUUGGGGGAAAGGAGUCUAGAGGUAUGUUAGUCGCCUUACCGGUAGCGUUAGCUGCACAUAAACUUCAAAGACCUGUACGUUGCAUGCUCGAUCGUGAUGAAGACAUGCAAAUGUCGGGAACUAGACAUCCUUUUCUACUAAAGUACAAAGCAGCGGUCACCAAAGAAGGAAAAAUAAUGGCGGCGCAAGUUAAUAUUUAUAAUAAUGGAGGAUACUCAAUCGAUCUUUCGGGACCUGUAGUGGAAAGAGCAAUGUUUCAUUACGAAAAUGCUUAUUAUAUUCCUAAUUGUGAAGUUACUGGAUAUGUCUGUAAAACAAAUCUGCCUAGCAAUACAGCUUUUCGCGGAUUUGGUGGCCCACAAGGUAUGUUUGGAGCUGAAAAUAUGAUUGAGGAAAUAGCGUAUAAACUGAAAAAAAGUCCAGAAGAAAUUCGUAGAAUAAAUCUGUAUCAUGAAAAUUCAGUUACUCAUUAUGGACAGGUAUUAGAACAUUGUACAUUGCAAAGAUGUUGGGAUGAAUGUGUAGAAAAAAGUGAUUUAGUACAAAGAAGAAUUAACAUUGAAAACUACAACAAGCAACAUCGUUGGCGUAAGCGAGGAAUUUCUAUAAUUCCAACUAAAUUCGGUAUUGCAUUUACUGAAAAAUUAUUGAAUCAGGCUGGCGCAUUGGUUUUAAUUUAUACGGACGGUUCAGUUCUAUUAUCUCAUGGGGGAACUGAAAUGGGGCAAGGUCUUCAUACGAAGAUGAUUCAAGUAGCCUCUCGGGUUCUUGGUAUAGAUACGUCGAAAAUACAUAUAAGUGAAACAUCGACAGAUAAAGUACCAAACACUUCAGCGACAGCAGCCAGUGCUGGAUCUGAUCUAAAUGGGAUGGCUGUUCUUGAGGCAUGCGAAACUUUGGUGAAGCGUCUUCAGCCAUACAAGGACAAAAAUCCCAACGGGAAAUGGGAAGACUGGGUAUCGGCAGCUUUUGUAGAUCGCGUGAGCCUAUCUGCUACAGGAUUUCAUGCUACACCAGAUAUUGGAUUCGACUUUAAUAAAAACUCAGGGAAACCUUUUAAUUACUUUACCUUCGGGGUAGCAUGCACAGAAGUCGAAAUUGACUGCCUUAGUGGAGACCAUCAGGUUUUAAGAAGUGAUAUUGUUAUGGAUUUAGGGGAGAGUAUUAAUCCAGCUAUUGACAUUGGUCAGAUCGAAGGUGCCUUUAUACAGGGAUAUGGGCUAUUUACAAUGGAAGAGCUAAUUUAUUCUCCUACAGGAACUUUAUACUCUCGUGGCCCAGGAGCGUAUAAGAUUCCAGGAUUCGGUGAUAUUCCUCUUGAAUUUAAUGUAUCUUUACUGAAAGGUGCGCCCAAUCCCAGAGCAGUGUUUUCUUCAAAAGCCGUUGGAGAGCCUCCACUAUUCCUUGCGAGCUCGGCUUUCUUCGCGAUUAAGGAUGCAAUUCGGGCAGCGCGAGCUGAUGCAGGCGUUUCUCUUGAUUUCUGUCUGGAAUCCCCUGCAACAUCUGCGCGUAUACGCAUGGCGUGUGAAGAUCACAUUACUCAAAAGAUUCCCGUUCCGCAGCCAGGCAGCUAUGUUCCAUGGAAUGUUGUUCCUUAAACAAACCUCGGCACGUUAUUUAUAAUAGUCAAAUAAGUAAAAUUGUAUCAUACAAA
Molecule: messenger RNA, 4227 nt
Organism: Pararge aegeria (speckled wood butterfly)
Lineage: Eukaryota; Metazoa; Arthropoda; Insecta; Lepidoptera; Nymphalidae
Gene: ry
Product: xanthine dehydrogenase
Exons: 8
Coding region: 107-4171 (1354 amino acids)
Molecular function (GO): molybdopterin cofactor binding; xanthine dehydrogenase activity; iron ion binding
Source: RefSeq, a predicted model, not a curated record